AUGGGUUGUGGAAGUUCAACGCCGGAAGAAAAAGUUUCGAAGCAAAGCAUAGAAACAGCUCCAAAAGCAGAACAGCUAAAGCCCGCACCAGCACAAAAUCAGCCUAAAAAAGAAGAUUCAACUCCAAAACCCGCUCCACCACCACCGGCAAAUCCACAACCAGAGCCACCAAAACAAGCUGCUCCAACACCUCAACCGGAACCAAAGCCAGAACCAACUCCAGCACCACCACCAAAACCACAACAAGAAAAAAUUGUUACAAAAGGUGUCAAAGAUGACUCUGGAGAUGCUUAUGGCCUUCUCCUUUGCGGUGCUGGUGAAUCUGGUAAGACAACAUUCACAAGACAAUUACGUAUUAAAUAUUUAGACGAAUUUACUUCAUCAGAGCGCCAAAACUUCGUAGCUACAAUGCGCGGAAAUAUGAUUGAAGCAAUGCAAACACUCCUUGUCUGGCUUGAGCGCCAGCGGCUCGAGCUAGAAAACGAAGAUCUUCAAGAUCUUGCUUAUGAGAUUUCCCAGAUGGACGCAUUCAGCUGCGAAUUCACUGAGGAAAUUGCUGAGCAGCUCAAGGAAUUGUGGCAGGAUGGCUCGAUUCAAGAGGCAUUCAGCCACAAAGACGAAACAAUUAUUCCCGAUCAUAUGGACUACUUCUUCAACAAAAUCGACAAAAUUGUUCAGGAGGACUUCCAACCAUCCGAUGAGGAUAUCUUAAAGGCACGUAUUCGUACAAUUGGCAUCGAUAAAGUCACAAUUAACUGUGAUGAUGCUUUAAUUAGAAUUUACGAUGUUGGUGGUCAGAAAUCAGAACGUUCUAAGUGGGAGAAAUGCAUGAGCGAGGUCCAGGGUGUUAUUUUCUGCGUUUCAUUCGCUGAAUUUGAUAAACCUAUGUUCGAAUCUCCAGAAAUACCUCGUAUUCAGGAUGCUCUCUCUAUUUUCGAACAAGUUACUCAUAAGGAGAAAUUCCAGAACGCUCCUUUCUUCGUACUUUGUAAUAAAUACGAUGCAUUCUCAGAUCGCAUUAAGAAUACAGACGCUUUCUCAAAGACAUUCCCACAGUACCAGGGUAACCCGCAUGACCCAGAUGAGUGCGCUAAGUUCAUGACAGAGCUCUUCUUAGAAAAGGCAAGGCCAGAUGUAGCUACUCGACCAAUUAAUACAUAUAAACUUAUCGCACUUGAUAGCGAUAAUGUUGUCCAAACUACUAACCAGAUUUGCAAAUACAUUCGCGAACACUAUUUUGAAUAA
This is a messenger RNA of Trichomonas vaginalis G3, 1245 nucleotides long. RefSeq names its product G-protein beta/gamma-subunit complex binding. Gene Ontology annotation, biological process: adenylate cyclase-modulating G protein-coupled receptor signaling pathway. NCBI's taxonomy places the organism in Eukaryota, Parabasalia, Trichomonadida, Trichomonadidae. The transcript has a single exon. Gene Ontology annotation, molecular function: G-protein beta/gamma-subunit complex binding; GTPase activity; G protein-coupled receptor binding. The record is from RefSeq and is a predicted model, not a curated record. The coding region runs from base 1 to 1245 and encodes 414 amino acids. Gene Ontology annotation, cellular component: heterotrimeric G-protein complex.